AUGUCGACAUUUCUUAGGGAUAAACAUAUUGCAUAUGUGCAAUCGCUGGAUAAGCACCAUGAGAGUUUUGAGUACUGGCUAUCAGAGCACCUUAGGCUCAACGGAGUCUACUGGGGUUUAACAGCGUUAUGCUUAAUGGAUGCUAAGGAAAUUUUCAACAAGGAUGAGAUAGUACAAUUUGUGAUGAAGUGUUAUUGUAAAUCCACUGGUGGUUUUGGACCUUUCCCCCGUCAUGAAGCUCAUAUCCAUGCUACUCUCUCAGGAAUUCAAGUACUGGCUACUUACGAUGCUCUUGACGUAUUAUCAACAGAACAAGUGGAGCAAACUGUGCAAUUCAUUAGAGGGAACCAGUUGAGUGAUGGGUCGUUUCAAGGUGACAGAUUUGGUGAAGUGGAUACUAGAUUUGUCUAUACAAGUUUAAGUGCGUUAUCGAUCCUGGGUAAGUUGACCCCAGAAGUGGUAGAUCCCGCUGUUGAAUUUAUUAUGAGAUGUUACAAUUUUGAUGGAGGAUUUGGGCUUUGUCCAGGAGCUGAAAGCCACUCUGCUCAAUGCUUUGUAUGUCUUGGUGCUCUUGCCAUUGUUGGUAGAUUAAACGAAUUGAGCGAAGAUCAAUUGGAAAAGACAGGUUGGUGGCUCUGCGAAAGACAGGUACCUGAAGGUGGGUUAAACGGUAGGCCCAGUAAAUUGCCUGAUGUUUGCUAUAGCUGGUGGGUUCUAUCCUCUUUGGCCAUCAUUGGCAGAUUGGAAUGGAUAGACUAUGAGAAAUUACGGGAAUUUAUCUUAAAGAGUCAGGACUCCAAAAAAGGUGGAAUCAGUGAUAGACCUGAUAACGAAGUAGAUGUUUUCCAUACGCUUUUUGGUAUAGCAGGUUUGAGUCUGAUGGGCUUCGAAAAUCUGAUUUCAAUUGAUCCUGUCUAUUGCAUGCCCUACUAUGUCACCAAGAAAUUUAAGAAAUAUCCAUAUUAA
Molecule: messenger RNA, 966 nt
Organism: Zygosaccharomyces rouxii
Lineage: Eukaryota; Fungi; Ascomycota; Saccharomycetes; Saccharomycetales; Saccharomycetaceae
Gene: BET2
Product: Rab geranylgeranyltransferase BET2
Exons: 1
Coding region: 1-966 (321 amino acids)
Biological process (GO): protein geranylgeranylation
Cellular component (GO): Rab-protein geranylgeranyltransferase complex
Molecular function (GO): Rab geranylgeranyltransferase activity
Source: RefSeq, a predicted model, not a curated record